AUGACCCAGGUCUGCUUACCUAGGCUCAAAGCCCUUGCAGAUCUGAUCCCAUUCCCUCCUAGGGGUCUGGGUGCUGGGGAGGGGUCAAGUAGAACAGUGCACCCAUGUGUGUCCCCCUGGGACCCUAGCCGGGCCCAGCUCCUGGACAGUGUCCUAGGGCUGGGGGCACUAGGGCUGACAAUUGGAGCCAUCUUUUCCAUGGCUGGCCCAGCCCUGUUGCUGCUGCUGCUACUGAUCAGCUUCCUCACUUUCGAUCUGCUCCAUAGGCCUGCUGCAGGUCCCACUCUGCCACGGCACAGACUUCUUCCAAGAGGCCAGAGUCAGGGGGCUGGUGAGGGUCCAGGACAGCAGGUGGCUCCCCCCUUCCCAACAGGGGCAGUCCCAGAACAACUCAGCCCCCAGGAUGCACUGCUCCUGCUGCUUCUAGGCCUGGGGCUGCUCUUGGGGGCCCAUGGCACGUCCUUGGCCCUACUGGGCCUUGCUUUCUGCCUCCAUCCUUGGGCCUAA
This is a messenger RNA of Castor canadensis (American beaver), 507 nucleotides long. RefSeq names its product chromosome 5 C20orf141 homolog (gene C5H20orf141). The record is from RefSeq and is a predicted model, not a curated record. Lineage: Eukaryota; Metazoa; Chordata; Mammalia; Rodentia; Castoridae.